AUGAAGUCAAUAUUAAUCACUGGAUGUAAUCGAGGCCUUGGUUUGGGUCUUAUUAAAAGUUUAAUAAAACAUGAGAAAUCACCGAAAUUUAUUUUUGCGACAUGCAGGAAUUUAAAUGCCGCUAAUGAGUUGAAAGGUUUGGCAGAGAUCAAUGACAAACUUCAUAUCUUAGAGAUUGAUUUGAAGGAUUACGAUAAGUAUCCUGAACUUGUUAAACAAGUCCAAGAAGUAGUAAAAGACGAAGGGCUCAAUGUGCUCUUUAAUAGUGCUGGAAUUAGUCCACGUUCAUCAUUCAUGGGAAUUAGAGGAUUAAAAGCCAGCGAACUGAUGGAUACUUAUGCAGUCAACUGUGUAGCUCCAUUGAUGUUGUCCAAAGCAUUUAUUCCUUUAUUGAAGAUGGCAUCAGAAAAUAAUCAAUCAUUGCCUUUAGGUGCUAGUCGUGCUUUAAUUAUGAACAUGAGUUCCAUUCUUGGAUCAAUCAAAUUAAAUACUGACGGAUCACUUUAUCACUAUCGAGUUACUAAAUCAGGCGUAAAUGCAGCUACCAAGUCGUUGAGCAUUGAUUUGAAGAACGAAAAGAUUAUGGCAACAGCUAUUCAUCCAGGAUGGGUAAAGACUGACAUGGGAGGUCCAAAAGCACCGAUGGAAGUGGAAGAAAGUUGUGAUAAAAUGGUUGAGACAUUAUUCAACCUGAAUCCAACACACAACGGAGCAUUUAUUCAAUACGAUGGUAAGUCACUGCCAUGGUAA
Messenger RNA from Chironomus riparius, 750 nucleotides. Lineage: Eukaryota; Metazoa; Arthropoda; Insecta; Diptera; Chironomidae. The record is from the annotation of a GenBank genome assembly.